AUGUGAAUCGUCACCAUGGACGCCGAGAUGGAGUUUAAUUGCGAGAUGAAGUGGAAAGGGAAGGGCCUAUUUGAUUUAGUGUGCCAGACCGUGGGGCUUCGGGAAUCCUGGUUCUUUGGACUGCAGUACACAAUCAAGGACACCGUGGCCUGGCUCAAAAUGGACAAGAAGGUGCUGGAUCGUGAUGUUUCAAAGGAAGAGCCAGUCACCUUUCACUUCCUCGCCAAAUUUUAUCCUGAGAAUGCCGAGCAGGAGCUGAUUGAGGAGAUCACACAACAUUUAUUCUUCUGGCAGGUAAAGAAGAUUUUAGAUGAAAAGAUCUGCUGCCCUCCCGAGGCUUCUGUGCUCCUGGCUUCUUACGCCGUCCAGGCUAAGUACGAUGACUACGACCUGUCUGUUCACAAGCAGGGAUUUUGGGCCCAAGAGGAAUUGCUUCCCAAAAGGGUAAUAAAUCUGUAUCAAAUGACUCCAGAAAUGUGGGAGGAGAGGAUUACAACCUGGUACGCAGAACACCGAGGCCGAGCCAGGGAUGAAACUGAAAUGGAAUAUUUGAAGGUAGCUCAGGACCUGGAGAUGUAUGGCGUGAACUACUUUGCAAUCCAGAAUAAAAAGGGCACAGAGCUGCUUGGAGUGGAUGCUCUGGGGCUUCACAUCUAUGACCCUGAGAACAGGCUGACCCCCAAGAUCUCCUUCCCGUGGAAUGAAAUCCGAAACAUCUCAUACAGUGAAUUGGAUAAGAAAAUUGAUGUCUUCAAGUUUAACUUCUCAAAGCUUCGUGUUAAUAAACUGAUUCUUCAGCUGUGUAUCGGGAACCAUGACCUUUUCGUGAGGAGAAGGAAGGCCGAUUCUUUGGAAGUUCAGCAGAUGAAAGCCCAGGGAGGAGAAAGCUCGUAAGAGAUGGAGCAGCAGCGCCUUGCUCGAGAGAAGCAGAUGAGGGAGGAGGCUGAACGCACGAGGGACAAGUUGGAGAGGAGGCUGUUGCAGAUGAAAGAAUAAGCGACAAUGGCCAACGAAGCACUCAUGCGGUCUGAGGAGACGGCUGACCUGUUGGUGGAAAAGGCCCAAAUCACUGAGGAGGAGCCAAAACUCAUGGCACAGACGGCCGCAGAGACUGAACAGGAAAUGCAAUGCAUCAAGGCCACGGCCAUUCGGACGGAGGAAGAGAAACGCCUGAUGGAACAGAAGGUGCUAGAAGCUGAGGUGCUGGCACUGAAGAUGGCUGAGGAGUCAGAGAGGAGGGCCGAGGAGGCUGAUCAGCUGAAGCAGGACGUGUACAAAGCUCGCGAAGAGCCAAGCAAAAGUCCUGGAAUCACCCCCAAGCCCACAUACCCAUCCGUGAACCCAAUUCCAGCAUCUUUGCCUCCUGACAUACCAAACUUCAACCUCAUUGGCGACAGCCUGUCGUUCGACUUCAAGGAUACUGACAUGAAGCGGCUUUCCGUGGAGAUAGAGAAAGAGAAAGUGGAGAAGAGGAAGCAUCUGCAGGAGCAGCUCAAUAAACUCAAGACUGAGAUUGAGGCCCUGAAACUGAAAGAGAGGGAGACGGCCUUGGAUAUUCUGCAUAACGAGAACUCCGACGGGGUUGGCACCAGCAGCAAGCACAAUACCAUUAAAAAGCUUCAAGCCCAAGGCAGAAGACCUAUCUGCAUUUGAGCCCUCAAACUCACCUUGCAGAGCGCCAAAUCCCAAGUGGCCUUCUUUGAAGAGCUCUAGCAGGUGACUCAGCCACCCCUGGAUCUGCCACUUCUG
Molecule: messenger RNA, 1749 nt
Organism: Rhinolophus ferrumequinum (greater horseshoe bat)
Lineage: Eukaryota; Metazoa; Chordata; Mammalia; Chiroptera; Rhinolophidae
Product: merlin-like
Biological process (GO): regulation of cell shape; regulation of organelle assembly; positive regulation of protein localization to early endosome
Cellular component (GO): cytoskeleton; plasma membrane; filopodium
Molecular function (GO): actin binding; cell adhesion molecule binding
Source: RefSeq, a predicted model, not a curated record